AUGCUUUUUCUUUUCUCCACAAUUUUCUUUCGUUUUAUUCAUUUAUUCUAUUGGGUGGAAGCAGAAAAAAAGAAUUGUUCCAGGAGAUGGAGAAGGAUGUUAAAUUGUCUUCCACUGACGUUCAUUUUCUUUUCUCGUUUUGAAGAAACGAUUCAUUUGCACGGAAUUGUUGAGACUGCAAAUAAUGCAGGCUACAUUUUCCUUUUCGUGCUAUCAUCUUCUUUUCUAUCUAAUCUCUAUAUCCUCAGUUUCUUUUUCAUCUAUCUAUUUUCCUUUUCUAUCUAUUUUAUCUAUCUAUCUAUCUAUCUAUCUAUCUAUCUCUAUCUAUCUAGUCUGUACAUUAUCAUCUAUCUAUCUAUCUAUCUAUCUAUCUCAGUCUGUACAUUAUCUAUCUAUCUAUCUAUCUAUCUAUCAUCUAUCUAUCUAUCUAUCUAUAUCUCAGUCUGUGCAUUAUCUAUCGAUCUAUCUAUCUAUCAAGAGAAUAAAGAUUUCUCAUUUUCAAAAAACCUUUAA
Molecule: messenger RNA, 513 nt
Organism: Acanthosepion pharaonis
Lineage: Eukaryota; Metazoa; Mollusca; Cephalopoda; Sepiida; Sepiidae
Source: the annotation of a GenBank genome assembly